Xyrichtys novacula (pearly razorfish) is the source of this 13021-nucleotide messenger RNA. NCBI's taxonomy places the organism in Eukaryota, Metazoa, Chordata, Actinopteri, Labriformes, Labridae. The record is from the annotation of a GenBank genome assembly.
AUGUUCACUGCCUCUUGUCUUAACGCUUCAUCUGGAAAUUCAGCGAACAUGAAGCAGUUUGCAGAUCUGGUCUCAGGCCAGCAUACGCUUUCUUCCCGGGUUUCUACAUCCACUGAUGCUGUGCCCGAGCAUGGCACCAGCAGCUCACACCCUCAUGACAGAUGGCGAACACAGAUGGCUUUCUCCAAAACUGUGUAUUCAUUUGAAGUGAAAGAAGACACAGCACCAGGUCAGUCAUCUGUGCGGCUCAGCUUAUGCACACAUAAAUAAGACACAAAUACAUAAUGACUGCUGACGGUUAAUUCAAUAAGUAAUUAUGUUCAACAUGUAGGUUUAUAAAGCAUUAUUUAAGAUCUACAAUGUCCUCGCUGAGAUCCUUGUUUGUUGUGAUGGUGUUAGACAUUUUCCUGUAUUGUUUUGACAGGAACGGUUGUGGGAAAAGUGGAAGCGGUGUUCAAGAGUCUCACGCCUAUCACAUACUCAGUCCAGGAGGAUGACGGAGAUAACCUGUUCCUCCUCGUCCCCCUCUCUGGGGAGUUUCUCUUAUCCCGCAGGCUGGAUUUCGAAGCACAAAGAUUCUACAUUCUCACUGUGGCGGCGCAGCAGAGGGACUCUCAGGUGUCCAGUGUGAGAGUCUACUUCAAUGUAAUGGAUGUGAAUGACAACCCCCCUGUUUUCAGUCGGGGAACCUUUUCUGUGUCAUUGACUGAGGGCGCAAAGGUUGGCACUUGUUUCCUGUCCUUGAACGUGUCGGAUAAAGACGAUGGUGAGCACAAUGAAGCUGACAUUAGACAGGCCUCCAACCUUUAGUUUGUGACACAUUUCACCGUCAACGUCAGUCCUAUGCGCAAACAAGAACCAGUAUCUCACAGUGGGUGUCUUUACAAAAACAACAGUGAUUUAUGGAAGGUGUCCGCUUAAAGUUUUCACUUAUUUACAGUUAACCUAAAACUGACCCCCUACACCGUGGACCAAAAAUAGUUCACUAAAAGGUAAAAUGAAUAGUUUAGAGUCUGAUUGUAUUAUGUAGUUACCGCUCAUAUACUGCAGAGACAUUUUUUCUCUCUGUCUGUAUCUUCUUUUCCCCAUUUCACAUGGGGAUUUAUCGGUCCGUGCAAUUAAUGGGGGUCAAAAUGACAAUGCUCAUUGCGGCGCACAGUUCAGCCGAAGCUAAUGAGUUUCUGUAGCCAUGUAUGAUAGGAUUUUUUUCUCAGAGAUAUACACUUUUCUCCAAUUUGCAUUCACUUUAUCCCUAUCUUUGAGUUUAUUAUUGUAAUACAAAUGAUUCCAAGAAAAAUGUCGCCCUGUUAAUUAGACUGACCUGAACUUGGUGAGCUCAUUUUGCAUGUCCUGUGUGAGGAAACAUAGAUUACAGUGAGAGCAAAGCCUUCCAAGUAAUAAGUGUGAAAAGGCAUGAUUAAUAUUCACACAUUUGUUAGCUGCACAUGCAUUAAUUUAUCUACUCUAAUGUGGGUUUAUAUUAUUCUACAAGCUGGAAUGCAUCCCUGGAAAUCCCCUUGUUAAAUGCUGAAUCUGCGCGGCACAGAAUUACAUUUGCAUUUGAAUUCCUUUACAAACGUACGUAAUUAUAAGACAUUAAAAGCAGUUUAAGUGCAUAUGCAGGUGUUUCAAUAUCAGCUGCAUUAUGUACUUUGUGCAAAAUGUUGUGAUAAUGUUAUAUUUCCUCUCUGCCAGGUGACAAUGGAGACUUCAAACUGAGAGUUGUGUCUGGAGAUGAUAGGACAGCGUUCUUCUUAAAUUCAGCUGGUAGUUUAUGCCUGAACACAGAGUUAGACCGGGAGACACAGUCACUCUACAAUCUGACUGUGACGGCCAAUGACUGCGCCCAGCCUGAGUCUGCACAGUUUACCAGCACAGCACGGGUUACAGUGGAGGUUCAUGAUAUUAAUGACAACGCUCCGCUGUUUAAGUCAGCAGAAAUAUUGAAUAUACCAGAGGAUGCUGCUCUUCAUUCUGUUGUUAUGGCUGUACACGCCGAGGAUGCUGACUCGGGAUCCAAUGGAGAGGUUUUGUAUUACUUAAACAACACUUUAGGAUUGUUUAGCAUCGAUAACAGAAGUGGGAAAAUCUACCUGGAGGAGGAAUUAGACAGAGAACAGGUGGAUACUCUGACUAUCACAGUUACAGCUGCAGAUAAUGGCUCACCCAGGAUGGCGACGACAAUCAGUCUUACAGUGCACAUUGUGGAUGUAAAUGAUAAUGACCCGGAGUUUAUACAGAGCAACUACAGUCUGACUGUCAGAGAGGACAUCCGCAGAGGAACCAGUCUGCUCCAGGUUCAGGCUUUUGACCAAGACACGGGGAAAAAUGGACAAGUCCGUUACAGACUGACCCAUGAAAGUCCAUUUGUGGUGGACUCGGUUCGAGGUGUUAUCACUGUCAUGGAUGACCUGGACAGAGAGAUGCAUCCAAACUACAACCUAAUAAUAACAGCUGAAGAUCAGGGGGAUAAACCAAGAUCUUCUACUGCUGCUGUCAGCGUCACAGUCAUGGACGUCAACGACUUUGUGCCCAAAUUUACUCCAGAAACACUAACCAUACAUAUAACAGAGGACGAGGAGGAUCACUCUCACCUAACACACCAAGUACGACUGCUCCAUGUUUAUCAAAUAGACCUGACAUCUAAUUUUGUGAUUUUCUAGCAUAAAUUUAUAUGAUGUUAAUGUCUUUUUGGCUCAGGUCUCAGCUGUGGAUGAAGAUUUAGGCAUCAACAGUCAGCUUACAUACUCAAUAGCACAAGGAAACACUGAUGGUUUGUUCUCCAUAACUCCGAACGGCACAUUUCAAAUCUUGCGAAGUCUUGACCGAGAGGAGGAAUCGUCUUACUUUGUUACCAUCAUUGCUGUUGAUUCAGGUAGUUCAGGUCAAAGUUGAAUGAUUGAGAAGAGUGCUGUGAUUGAAAAGAGUUUGAGAAUUUGUUUUUGCUUUUUUAUUUAAAGGAUUACCAUCUUUGACUGGGACCCUAACAGUGCAUAUCAUUGUGGAUGAUAUCAACGAUAAUCGACCAGAGUUUACCGAGGACAUCUACAACACGAUAGUGUCUGAGGACAGUCCUACAGGCACAGUGUUUGCAAUGAUUACAGCAUCAGACAUUGAUGAGGGGGUCAAUGGGGAAAUAAGGUAAAAUUCCUUGUCUCAAAAAUCACUCAAAAAUGAAAAGCUGUCUACUAACCGUCUCAUCUUUUUGGUUUAGAUAUUCCCUUCAGAACUUCGACGUGCCAUUUUCCAUCGACGAAACAUCCGGAGAGCUGUUCACGACGAGUGUCCUUGACAGGGAGACCGUAGCCAUUUACAGUCUAGUGGUGAUUGGCAGGGAUAAACAUCCGUCUGAACCUCUGUCAAGCUCAGUUCUGGUUUCUGUGCUCAUUGGAGAUGUUAAUGACCACUGGCCACAGUUCAUGAACAGUCCUUAUGUGGCUUAUGUGCCCACUCAGAUGGCUCCAGGUAACAGCCUUUACAACAGUCUCAAAUUAAAGUUGGUUAAUUUGAGAAAUCAUGUUACUUAUUUCUUGACAUUUUGGUUCAACAGGCUCGGUUGUUUGUGCCGUGAAAGCAACAGAUGGAGACUCUGAGAUGAACGCUGAGCUGCAUUAUUCAUUAUACGGACAAAGUUCAGACUUGUUUUCCAUCCAUCCAUACAGUGGCACAGUUUUUACGUCAGUUUUUUCACUCCGGAGAACAGAAGACAUAAUUGUCAGUGUUCAUGUGGAAGAUGCUGGAGAAAACCCCAAAUUUGACAUCACUACGAUCAGUAUCAGGUUUCAAAAUGUCUCACAGUUUCCAGAAAUGAAAGUGGAUGUUUUGAGUUAUCAUCUCUCGGAGGAUGAGCCCGUGGGAACACUAGUGGCGGUUGUCUCUGCAGCGAGCACCAGAGCUGAACCGGUCUCCUUUUAUUUAGCUUCAGGGAACUUUGAAGACAUGUUUCAUGUGGACCAAUUAAGCGGCGCCCUGACAGUGGAGAACCCGUUGGAUUAUGAGAGUAAGAAAGAGUUUACUUUACUGAUAGAAGCCCGAGACUCUGGCUCAGCUCCUUUCUCAUCAUUUGAGGAAAUUCACAUAAACAUCAGCGACGUUAACGACAACUUCCCUCAGUUCACUCAAGAGGAGUACAGAUGUGAGGUUUUUGAGAACUCCCCGCCAUCUUGGGUUUGUGAUGUUCUCGCUAUUGAUGCUGAUUCAGGCGGUUAUGGCACCGUGCAGUACAACAUCACCGAUGGAAACACUGACAACUUUUUCACAGUUGAUUCUGAAACUGGUAUAUUGAGCACUACUGUGAGUUUAGACAGAGAAACUAUCCCUGAGUUUAAUUUGACGGUUGAAGCCUCAGAAUUGAACAACCCUCGACACAAAGAUAGAGCAUCUGUCAUUGUCGUCGUCUUGGACAGGAACGACAACGCUCCUCGUUUUUCACAGAUAUUUCUCACAGUGGUGCCAGAGGACUCUCCUGUUGGACACACAGUUAUACAAGUCACCUCCAUGGAUGACGACACUGACACCAAUGCGGGGAUUAAUUACUCCAUAAUCAACCAAAGUGAAGAUAUUCCUUUUGAUAUCGACUUCACCGACGGCUUCAUCACCGUGAAAAGGCCUCUGGACAGGGAGAUGCAGGAUCGAUUUGUCUUAAGAGUAAACGCAAAUGAUUCAGCAUGGAGCGUUAGCACUGACAUCACUGUAAUCAUUGCAGAUGUCAACGAUAACAAACCAGAAUUUACUGAUCAGUCAUACGCUGUUAUCCUUCCUGAAACAACAGAUAUAGAAGUGUUUGUAAUGCAGGUUGUUGCUGCAGAUGCAGACUUAUUUAAAAACAGUGAGAUUUUGUAUGUUAUUGAACCUCCAAGUGACGAGUUUUGGGUGAAUGCUUCUUCUGGGGAAAUCUUUACAAAGCAGCCGCUGAGGAUUAAGAGUUUGUCUUUCGAUAUCUACCACUUUACAGUCAUUGCGUUUGAUUGUGGCGAUGUUCCUUUGUACAGUGACACCACUGUCACAGUGCGGCUGGAACCACACAACUACCACCCGCCAACGUUCCUGCCAAUCAGACCUCUUAUUGCUGUCCCAUAUCACAUGGCUGUUGGCACUGAGGUGGUCCAGUUUACAGCUGUAGAUCAGGAUCUUAACAACAGCAGUGAAGGUAUCAGAUAUGUUUCAAAUGGAGGCAAUGCGUCAGAUUUCUUCUGGAUCCAAGCUGGAAAUGGAAAAGUCAUGCUAAAUCAAAGUCUGAGUCAGAGCGAAAAUGUGUUUCUCAGUUUGAUAGUCACGGCGGUAGAUCAGGGUCACCCCUCUUUAUCAUCACAGACUGAAAUCACUUUUGAAAUUACAGGGAGGAAUCUGUUUCCUCCAAGCUUUACAAAACCAGAAGCAGUUUUUUCUGUCCCUGAAGACUUGUCUGUAGGCUCAGUAAUUGGGAGAAUUCAUGCAGGGGACAGGGACUAUGGUUCCAAUGGUGCAAUUAUGUACAGCAUCAACCUAGAAAAUCCACUUUUACCAUUCUCAGUUGGGGAAACCUCUGGUCUGCUAUCUCUAAUCAGAGGGCUUGAUUUUGAGGAAGAAGGUUUUUAUCAUUUCCAGAUUGAAGCUGUGGAUGGUGGCUGGGUCUCUCAGACCGGCACGGUAAAUGUUACAGUGGUAGUUAUGGAUGUGAAUGACAAUCCCCCGGUCUUCUCAUCCUCAGAGUACUCAUUAUCAGUGCCUGAAAACACAGAAACUGGAACCACAAUCCUUGAAGUGAAGGCUGCUGAUGAUGAUUCAGGUGUAAAUGCACAAGUGGUUUACUCUCUCAUUGCUGGGCAUGUGGAUAAGUUUUCAGUUGAUUCAGGAAAUGGCGCAAUCACCACUUUGACAAGGUUCGACUAUGAGCAAGAGCAGAACUUUGAGGUAACAAUCAAAGCUUCAAACGUUGGUGCUCGCUCUUUAUUUAGUCUGGCACAUGUCGUAAUUCAGAUCUUGGAUAUCAAUGAGUUCAGACCGACAUUCACUGAGACAGACUUUAACAUUUCUGUGCUGAAAAAUGUGCCUGUUGGAACUGUUAUUGGUAGAGUAACAGCUACAGAUGAUGACCAAGGCCCAGAAGGCGAGGUGUUCUACCUGAUGUUCGGCCAAAACAAAAACAUGGGGUUUGAAAUCAACGAACGCUCAGGAGAAAUUUUCACAACUCGCAGUUUGAGGAAACAAAGAAAUAGCAAUGUCGAUUUAAAAGUUCUGGCAAAGAACUCCGGCGUUAUCACCGGCGCCAACGAAGACGAGACUCUGGUCCACAUCGCUGUGGUCGACUUAAACGAAGCACCCAUGUUCUCCUCUGUGCUUUAUUCAGCAAACGUGUCCGAGGACAGUCAGGUUGGGACGUCUGUGAUAACUGUGAGCGCUCUGGAUCCAGAUUCCAUCCUGGGGUUGAAUCGAGUUGUCUUCAGUAUUGAAAGCGGAAACACAAAUUUGUCUUUUGCAGUUGAUCCGUCCUCUGGUGUCAUUUCAGUCAACUCCUUACUCGACAGAGAGGAGUGGCCGCUUUACAAUCUGACCCUCACUGCCGCCGAUAAUGGCUCUCCUCCUGCUACUGGGACUGCUAACAUCAUGGUGACUGUGGGAGAUGUUAAUGACAACGCUCCCACGCUCAUGUUCACCGAGGCUUAUGUUGAGGAAAAUCAGCCUCAAGGCACCAUAGUAGCCAGAUUAAAUGCAUCUGAUCCUGAUUCGCCGCCAAACCAAGGACCAUUCACAUACUGGUUGGUAAAUCCUCCAACAGAUGGCGCUCUUUAUCUCAAUCCCAAUGGAGUUCUAGUCACCGCUGAGACCACUGAUCGGGAACAAGUACCCUUGUAUCGAGUCCUGGUGGCUGUUAGUGAUGCAGGGAACCCUCGGCAGUCAUCAACAGCGAUGUUCAACAUCAAGAUCAUCGAUGAAAACGAUAAUCCGCCGUUACCAAGAAAUAUCUUUAUCGAGGUGAAGUAUUUUGGCGGUUCUUUCCAAGGAGGCAUGAUUGGAAACGUCCAUCCAGAGGACCCGGAUGAGUCUGAUUCGUUCAUCUGCGCCAUCAGGAGUGGAUCACACAAUAUGUUCACGAUAUCGAAUGGCACAUGUGAGCUGUGGUCGGCUCCUUUUCAAGGCGAGGCGACUUUUAACAUCACCGUUGAAGCUACAGAUCAGCUUCACUUCCCGGUCAACAACAGCAUCUUUGUGAACUACAAAGGAUUCACGAACGCCUCCAUAGACAGCUGCAUAUUAUUCUACAUGUCUUCAUUCUCAAUGGAAGAGUUUGUGUCCAAUAACUAUUUGCGGUUUGUGAAAGCUCUGGACAGUCUUUUCAACCUGCAGGCCUCGAAGACUCAUGUUUUUGGAAUCAAACAAAUCGGCGGUGAAAUCCUUUUACUGGCCGCAGUUAAAAACUACAACGGUCGAUACCUCAGUAAAGAAGUAGCCAGCGGUAUCUCUGCAGGACACAAGAGGUUACUGGAAGUCCAGAGUAAUGUCACCAUCUCUCAUAUCACAAGCGAUCCGUGUCUCACCAGUCCUUGUCAAAAUGGAGCGACAUGUAAGAAGAGCAUCUUCAUCAGCCAGGACGUCGCUGUUCUGGAAAGUGACGCCGUCAUCUUUGUGUCGCCACAGAAGGAGGUUUUUAAUUGUACCUGCCCGGCUGGCUUCGCUGGGACGCUCUGCGAGGCCGACGUGGACGAGUGUGAGGUGAAUCCCUGUGAGAACGAAGGCACGUGUGUGAAUACUGCCGGAAGUUUCUACUGUCACUGUCAGAAAGGUUUCACAGGCCCUGUCUGCUCUGCUGAUGUGGAUCAGUGCCUGAGAGUGAAGUGCCAAAACGGAGGAACUUGUGUCCCGACUAAGGAUGGAUAUUACUGCCUCUGUGUGCCAGGGUUUGAAGGUAGACUUAAGAAUAGUAAAAGAAUAAUGUAUACAUUCAAAACUGUUCUUCUGUAGCAGGUAUAACAUCUGUGUUUUUGUUCUUUUUUUCAAGGGGAAAAAUGUGAGCAGCUUAUGGACCACUGUAAAUCAACUCCUUGUGUUCAGGGCAACUGCACCAAUUUACAGAAUGGAUUCUUUUGCCGUUGUCCCUUUGGUAAGAAAAAAAUCAAUCCCAGAGUUCAACAUUCGGGGAAAAAAGGGGCUCUUUUGAGUAUUGAAAGAAAAAGUCACUUUAACACAGCCACGGUUUGUAGAGUCAGGAUCAAAACAGGAAAAUAAUAAAAACACAAAUGGUUUAACUUCAUUUAGACAAGUUUCGUUGGCUGUUUUCAGCUAGCAUACUCAAUUUUGCUUUUGUAAAAUAUUUCUUUCAAUUUUUGGCUUUAACGUCUCUAUUUCAGGAGUCAGUGGAGUCCACUGUGAGAAGCACAGCUAUGGAUUUGAAGAGCUCUCUUUCAUGGAGUUUCCUCCGUUGGAUCGGAGGAUUAAUUUAAUCUCUCUAGAAUUCGCAACAGUGCAGAGGGACUCGCUGCUCCUGUACAACCCUGGAGGGUCAUCCAGCAGGGAGUUCUUUGCCCUGGAGAUCUUGAAUGGAUCCAUACAUCUGUCCUACGACCUCGGCUCAGGACCUAUGAGACUGCAGACAAACAAACAAGUGGCAGACGGAUAUUUUCACAGUGUCACCGCCAGGAGGAUUGGCAAUGUGAGUUCUGAAUUUAAUGGCACGCAUGGUACAGAGUUUUUAGUGUUUGAUUUUGAGUCGACUUCAACUGAGUCAGACAUUUCUAUGAACAUUUUACAGAUGGGAUCCUUGAAUGUGGACAACUGCACUGAUGUAGAAAACAAUGGAUUUUGUUUUUCUCAGAGUAUGGGCAGCAACUCAGCGAGGUAACUGUUAUGUCAACUACUGCACAAUAAUCUAAAAAGUCUGAUUUUAGACUUUUGAUCCAUCUUAAGUAAUCGCCUGUGUAUUUACUCCCUUCAGGACUCUAGAUGUCAGCAGUAACAUGACCUUUGGUGGUCUGAGGACUGUUGAAACUAUAUUACUGCAGCCUGGCCAGAUAAAAACCCAUGACUUCGUUGGAUGUAUUCGUAACAUUUAUGUGAACGGCAUCCUGCUAAGACCGUCAGUGGCCCUUGCAAGCUUUAACAUCCUUGACAGGUGAGUAAUUGGGAUUAUUUUACAAUAAUAUACAAUCUGUUUUGGUUUCCUAACCUUGCAGCUUUAAUUCGAUUUAUGUUCUGUUCGUGGUUUUUCUGUCUCCAUCAAAUAAAAGUUUUAAAUUGGAGAAAAAUUAUCACCGUACUUACAUAAGAGUAAAAAUCACUUUUAUAUACCUAUAGCCUUGAAAAGAUAAAACCCCACACUCUGCUUUUUCCAGCAUCACCUUUUGUAAAGAAAGCACACAAAGCUUUGCUCCUUUGGGACCUUUGUCAGAUGUGUUUGAGUGCACACUUGACGAAGGUCCAGAGGGACAUGAAACGUGAUGGUGCUGCUGUGUGAGGGCAGUGCGCUGGCUUUUUCUCCUCUAAAGAAAACAGUCACAGCUCCCUACACACCUGUUUCAUAAGAUCGUUGGAUUUGCAAACACCUUCUUUGAAAAUGGCUCUUGUGUGUACAUGCUUCAGAGAUUUCUCUCUGUGCAUUUUCUCAUAAAGGUGUCCUAGGGUGACACCAUCACCGUGUCUAAGCAGUCCGUGUAAUAACGGCGGCACCUGCCACGAUCUUUGGUCCAACUUUCUCUGUGAAUGCAGAAGCUCUUUUACUGGAAACACCUGUGCCAAAGGUAAAAAGACAUUAUCAUAAACCAAGGAGAUAUCUUUACAGAGUUUGGUCCUAACAUUGGAUUUAAUUCUCCAUCAUCUCUGUUUUUUUUAAUAGAAAUGUCAGAGGGUCUCGUUUUGCAUUUUAAUGGGAAUGAGUAUAUUGAGUAUGUGAUCAAGGAGCGAUUCAAGAGAGACUACCUCCUCAAAGAUUUACUGGAUGAUAAAAAAGGAGGAAACAUGGAGGAACAAAGUCUGAUUAACAUCACGUUCAAGACCCAGGAUGACGGAGUGUUAAUAUCUGUUAAAGGACAGACAGGAUACACUGAGCUGAAGGUAGUUACAAAACUCUUUCAAGUAUAAAGCUGUUCUUAAAUUUUGAGGUGUACAAAUAUGUCUUUUUUUCUGACAAUUUUAGAUAAAAGACAGAAAACCUGUCUGUAUUUUUGAAGAUACACCGUCGGGGCUCCUAAAGGAGUUCACCGUGGACUCGGUUGUUGCUGAUGGGGUCUGGCAUGUCUUCUCCUUGUUCAGCGUUGGACGGAACAUUUUCUUGACUCUGGAUGGUUCUCUAGUUUUGAACGUCACUGAUGGAAGGAUGGAUCUCACUCCUGCGACUGUGGAGAAGAUUGUUCUUGGUGGAGCUUUGAUAGAAGAUUCAACUCUGCAACAGUCAGGUGAAUAAAGAGUAAACUUUGAUAAAGAAUUAAUCUGUUUAAAUAAAGUAAACCAUGAAAAAUGUUUUUGAUAAAGAGCAAAAUGAUCUUGAAAGAAAGUAUUUGCUUGUGAAAGAGUAUGAUGAAGGUUUAUAACUUUCUAUGAAUGAAAAAGGAGCAGAGUGUGGGUCUUUUUAUAGGAUUUACUUUAAAAGAACUUUUGCUGGAUUAUUUGCUCUAAUCCAGGAGAUUUCAUGAGGUUGGCCUGUCUUUUUAUAUGUUAUUUUUUUCAACAGGAUGUUAAUGAGUGUAAUUUUACUGUUCUUUCUGAUUACCUUUCUAUAUUACAUUUGCAGCAUAGGUAUGAAACAGCAGAGGCCCAAGGAUCGUGCCUUGGGGAACCCCAUGAGUAAUUUUUUGUCUGCUCAGACAUGAUUACCUUUAGAUACAAAGUAGUCUCUGUUGUGUGGUCAGAUUUGAACCAGAUCUCGUGAGAUUUCGUGUUGCUCUAUAACUCUCAGUUCUUCAGCUGCAUCAUCAGACACCCUAAAUGGGGCGCUCACACCAAGCGCGAGUAAAAUCAUCUACUCGCUUAAUUCGCGCGAAUCAAGACAUGCGAAUUAAAAGUGUUUACUCGCUUCAUUCAAGUGGCAACGGUAAUUUUAAUGGUAAUCCCUGCCAAUUCAAUCAGCGGGAUAAAUUGAUCGACAAAAGUUUUUUACAAUUUACCAGGUAAUCCGACCUCCUCACUCACUUUCCUCCAGGCGAGCUCCUUUUUAUUCCGUUUUCAGUAAUUGAAAGAAAAGGUAUCAUAUAAUUCGGGGUACCCACACACUGACACGAUCAGUUUGUCCUCCAUUUUAGAUACCAGUAAACAACCAUCCAUUUUCAUACAUCACCUGGAAACCUUUGUGCUGAUUAGUUAUCGCAACACGCAUAUCUGCUCAAAUUGAGACAUUUUCAGCUCCCGCCCAGUUCGCGUCAUUCACGCAGCCAGAGAAAUACGCGCAACGUAUUGCGUCUUUGCAUUGACUUAACAUUGACUUUUCAUGUAAUUCAUUCGCGCAAAUGAUUUAACUCGCUUGGUGUGUGGAAACAGUAACAAGUGCAGCUGGUUCUGUUACAAUCUUUAAGGAGAUUCAACGAGCAAAUGAAAAUUGAAAAUGUAUUGCUCGCUUUAUGAUCAGUCCUAUGAUAGUGGUUAAAAUGUCUUUAUUUUUCUGACAGGGUUUAUCGGCUGUGUGCGGUAUUUUAAUGUGAGCGGUCACCCCCUGCCUGCCAGUGGACACAGUGUGAUGGUGGACGUCUGGCCAAGUCUGUCUCUCCUCCAGCCGAACUGCAGCUCUCAGGGCGUUUGUCUCCCUUCACCCUGCCCUGAGGAAAACACAGCCAAGAAAGAUUGUCUGUCUGCAGACUGCCAGGAGAGAUGGAGGUGCAGACCAGCUGUGCAGAACAGGUCCUGCAUCUGUUUUCAUAAUGUCUCCAACCACACCUGUGAUAUCUGCGCCUCUACUUCAGAGAGCCGUGAUGGAUGCUCUGAGGCACAGCACAGCGGGCCUCUGUGGAUCAUAGCUGUGGUUCUCCCUCUUAUCUCCAUCCUGGCUCUAACAGUAAUGGUAGCAGCUCUUUACAAAGCGAGGCAGAAAAAUGCAAAGCGUGAGAAUGAAAACACAACAUUUAAAACGGAGCAAGGCGCAGACAACAGAGGCUUUUGUUUCCAUGAAAAAACAACAACUCCCACAGACAAAGUUACUCAUGUCCCAAUGAGGGCUGACCAGCAGAGGUUAAGUAUGGAGUUUUACUGUGAUGCCAGUCUCUCUAGUCUUCAGCCAGAACCACAAAGUGAACCAGAGUAUUAUGAGAUUGGCAGCAUUUCCAGUGCGAGUCAUUCAGAAACCGCCUCACUGAAACUCGGCUUUCACAAUCACGUAGACAGUAAAAAGUGUGCGAAGGCCGAGCCGCGACAAUGGGGAGAUUUGAGGAUGUUUUUAGCAGGAUUUAAAAAGGAGUACUCUAGUGAAGAAAGGGACAAAAGUGAGACAAGACAUCGGACAAUGGCGUCCUCUAACAAGCAGGUGUUGGCCGAGGUGAAUGCAGAGAACUCCCAGGAUUUACCGCCAUGUCACAAGACCAAGUUCCUGCAGUCAGAGUACCUCGAACCCGUGCAAUGCCUCACUUUUGAGGAAAUAAGCAAACUGAACAAUCCCCUACAGCAGAGAAUCUCACUACAAGCGUCUCUGCGAUCAAGCUCGAUGAUGGAGGAAUCAUCUGAGAGUGACACAGACAGCACGUUCACUGGUGCAGAGUUUGACUGCGGACAGUUUGCUUUUGUCUGUGACGGGGAUUUUACACACGAGCGAUCAUCUUUAAAUGGAAACUGCUUCAGGAAACGAGGCAUUUUAACUUUAAAUUCACUUUCAGAACUUGACACUCAUUCUGCCGCCUGUCAGCACGACACUGAGAGCGGUCUCUGCACUUUGUUUGAGCAAUGGGAGAAGAGUUUAAAUCUGCACCUUCCUUUGAGCAGCUACGCUCCAGUGUUUGAGGAUAUUGCACGUCUUCCCACUGAGCCCGGUCCCAGCUUUGAUAUGCAAAGUGACAUAGAGGAAAUUAUCUGAUUCUUUAUGAUUGCCUGGGCCCUUGAAUCCUGGUUUAAUCUGCUUUUUUUUCUGGGU